AUGCCAAGAUCUUUGCGUACAGGUACACCACUCGAGAUUGACCCGGAGAUCGAGAAAACAGCAAAGAGAUUAAGGAAGCAAGCAAAACAACGAAAGAAGUUAGCAAGCUCCUCAUCCUCUAUAUCUUCACCUCCGGUCACCAACAUUUGGCAAGACAUACUCUUGUCAAGUGAAUCAGAAACUGAAACAGAAUCACAAUCCCAUCAAGAAACACCCAUCACUCCACCACACUCACCUACCCAUACUCACCAAGAACCAAACUUACCUAAACCACAAUUUCCCGCAGUUACAAUGGCAAAUGAACAAACCCUUAGACAGUGGGCAACUCGUGAUGUCCCACAACAACCCCUUUGCAUUAACUACCCUGCUAUGGAGAACUUCGAGUUGAAAUCCGGGCUCAUUCACCUAUUACCACUUUUCCGAGGCUUAGAGAAUGAAGACCCACACAAGUUUCUCAAAGAGUUCCAUGUUGUGUGUUCUGGUAUGAAGCCACACAACGUCACUGAAGAUCAAAUCAAGCUAAGGGCAUUCCCCUUUGCUCUUCAAGACUCAGCAAAAGAAUGGCUAUAUUACCUACCACCGGGGUCGGUAACUACUUGGAACGAACUUGCAAAGUUGUUUCUUGACAAAUACUUCCCAGAAGUUAAAGCUUCGAUCCUACGCAAGGAGAUCAUUGGAAUCAAGCAACUCAAAAGAGAAGCCUUGCACACUUAUUGGGACAGAUUUAAAAAGUUGUGUGCUCGUUGCCCACAACACGGCAUAACUGAUCACCAACUCCUUCAAUACUUUUGUGAAGGAUUGGCACCAAUGGAGAGACGCUUGAUAAAUGCAUCUAGUGGAGGGGCUCUACUCGACAAAACACCUACUCAGAUUAGAACUUUGAUUACAUCCAUAGCUGAAGACACCAAACACUCAGCACAAGAUGAAGAGUGGUACACCGAUGUGCCACGCGCAGUCAAGGAAGUGAGCACUCCUCACAUCGAAACCCAACUCGCUGAGCUGACAAAAGCAGUUAUGCAACUCACCAAGGAUAAGAGUGCUGAGCCACAAGCACGAGCUUGUGGAAUUUGUUUACAAUUUGGACACCCCACUGAUAUGUGUCCCACACUGCAAGAUGAUGUUGAACAAGCACAAGCACUUGGAGGUUACCCGGGACAAAAUUCAAGACAAUAUGAACAACCCCGGGGCAAUCAGAAUUGGGGUCCUCCCAACAUGAAUUUCCAGCAAAGGCCUCAACAAUAUCAACAAUGCCCAACCUUCCAACGUAACCAACAACCACAAAACUUUCAGCCUCGACAACAGCCACCCGCCCAAGAACAAACGGGCAGCUCAGGAAUGUCUUUAGAGGACAUCGUGAAAAGCUUGGCAACCAGCACGCAUACGUUCCAACAGGAGACUAAAGCUAGCAUCAAGAAUUUGGAACAACAAAUGGCUCAACUCGCUAGCUCAGUGAGUAAAUUAGAGUCUCAAGGUAAAUUACCCGCACAAACCGAGAAUAACCCAAAGCACAACGUGUGUGCCGUUACCUUGAGGAGUGGAAAGAGCUACGACGGUCCGAGUAUGCAAGAAAAAGAGGAAAUUGUUGUUGAGAAGAAGGACCAAGAUAAGAUGAAAGUACAAGAACCAGUUGGAAGUGAAAUGAAAUUUACUCCUAUAGCUCCAUUCCCAUCAAGGCUACGAAGCACAAAGAAGGAAAGGGAAGAGCAAGAAAUCAUGGAGACAUUCAGGAAGGUAGAGGUAAAUAUUCCACUCCUUGAUGCUAUAAAGCAAGUACCACGGUAUGCGAAGUUCCUCAAAGAACUUUGUACAUCAAAGAAGAAGCUUAAAGGUAAUGAAACGAUCAAGGUUAGUGAAAAUAUUUCUGCAGUGUUACAAAAGAGACUACCUCCAAAGUGCAAGGAUCCAGGUGUUUUUACCGUUCCUUGUAAAUUGGGGAAUAUCACUGUGCCUAGAGCUAUGUUAGACCUUGGAGCCUCUAUUAACGUCCUACCAUACUCGAUUUUUAAAACACUUAAUGUAGGACCGUUAAAGAGGACCGGGGUAGUCAUUCAAUUGGCCGAUCGAUCCAUAGUACGCCCAAAAGGUGUAUUAGAAGAUAUAUUGGUACAAGUGAAUGAAUUAGUAUUUCCGGCGGAUUUCUAUGUGUUAGACAUGGAGGGUGAUGAGGCCCCAAAUUCAAGUUCCAUAUUAUUAGGGAGGCCAUUUUUAAAAACCGCAAGAACAAAAAUCGAUGUUUAUAGCGGCACCCUUUCUAUGGAAUUUGAUGGGGAGGUAAUCAAUUUUAAUAUAGAUGAUGCUAUGCGUUAUCCUAGUGAUGUCUCAUGUUUGAAUUAUAUAGAUGUUAUUGAGCCGCUAACUGAUGAAUGUUUUGAGUUGUCUAACCAUGAUGUUCAAGCAUUAGUGUCAAACAGAAGUAUUGAUGAAGCAGCGACAAAUGAACUUACUGAAAAGUUCAAGCUUGGGGAUGAUCUAAUGGAUGUUAAGAUCCUCAUGGACCCGCAGAAGAAAGCAAGGGAAAGAGCAUCAAAAAUGAAAUUACCAAGUAUUAUCCGAAAGCUCCUUCCGUGUAUUGAGCAAGCACCAGAUUAA
This is a messenger RNA of Helianthus annuus (common sunflower), 2589 nucleotides long. RefSeq lists its product as uncharacterized. The transcript has a single exon. Lineage: Eukaryota; Viridiplantae; Streptophyta; Magnoliopsida; Asterales; Asteraceae. The record is from RefSeq and is a predicted model, not a curated record. Bases 1 to 2589 code for a protein of 862 amino acids.